This is a messenger RNA of Strigops habroptila (Kakapo), 2448 nucleotides long. RefSeq lists its product as uncharacterized. Lineage: Eukaryota; Metazoa; Chordata; Aves; Psittaciformes; Psittacidae. The transcript is spliced from 6 exons. Bases 323 to 1354 code for a protein of 343 amino acids. The record is from RefSeq and is a predicted model, not a curated record.
UCGGCUCUCAUUGCUGGGAGAAACACAGCUGCUAAGGAGCCGAGUUCAGUGACUGUGAGCAUCUCGGUCCAGUGUCCCUCCACGCUGGCUCGUCAUAUGAUUUCUCCUAAGGGAUAACCGCUGAGCAGGACUGCGUCUCCAAGCUGAUCCUUUGCUGAUAAGCCAGCUGCCAAGUCUCCAGCGCUAAGACAAAAGAGUUUUUCUCUUCCCAGCAGGUUUUUCUGCUGUGAAUGACAGAGGAAGGGGGAAAAUCAAGCUGCCUGGCACUCCACGUUGACUAGAGGCUUCGGGGGCUCCUUCCCCCCUGCUGUGCUGGCAGACCAUGGAGCUUUUCAAGCUGAGCCUAGGCUGUAUUUGUCUCCUUCCUUGGCUUGAGGUAGCAGAGGGACAAGGCUUUCUCAUAAGGAACACUCGGCUGGAAAAGUGCAUUUGUGUCUCCCAUCACAAGCCCAACAGCAUCAACCUGACUGACUGCAAGGAGCAAUCCCAGCAUCAGCAGUGGAGCUGGGACCCCAACACCAGGACCAUUGUCAGCCUUCAAACGAAGCAGUGCUUGUCAGCCCACAAGACACGGGAGUAUGCUCUGGUGAAGCUGGAGCCCUGCGGGGACUGGGAACGCCAAGUGUGGUCCUGCAGCAAGAAGGGACACUUGACUCUGCAGAGCUUGCACUUCCACCUCAGCACCAAUGAAGGAGGCCACAAGGUCUUUGUCUCGAGGAAGAAGGACAAAUUCAGCAGGUGGAAGACGUUAGCAGAUGAAACCGUCUGUGCUGGUGCCCAGACAGUAGCUCCGAUGCCCAGCACACCAACACAACAAGCUGCAGACUUGCGUGUGUGGAUACAUAAAACUAAAACCAUUGAUCCGUCAACCAAUGCCAUGGACAGAGAAUCUUCUGUGAGCUUGACUGACCCACCUCUGGCUAACAAAUUUAACAGCACAGUGUCUCCUACGAAGACCAAACAGCCAUACCUCCCAGCAAACGAGGAUGCGUCCCACAAUCACUCUAAAAAGCACCAUGGAAAUCGAGGGAAAAAUGCUGGGGCGAGGCUUGCAGGAACCAACUGGAAGACGGCCAUGCUGGUCCUCAGCCCCUUGGCAUUCAUACUGGGAUUAAUAAUACUGACACUCAAUGUCCAUUACAACAAGAAGAAGAAAAUCCUCUCUGCUCUGAAGAGCUCCCCAGCCAACAGCAGCAGAGCUGACUUACGGGAGCCAUCUCCCUUACAGAGAGGUCCCCGGACGUACCUUCCACCAUCUCGCUCCCCUUCCUUGAGGCGUGGAGAGAUCCUCAUCGAGUGGAAAGAUGGGACUGUCACUCCUCUUUUUGAUAAUGCCAAUUAUCAAAUGGACUAGCUCCAAACCGACAGAGCUGUUGUUCCAUGCUGUGUCACCCUUCCCACCAGGAAGAGUGCCACCACUGCCAAUCUCCUCCCUAGCCUUGCUGUUUUGACAGGGAGUUGUAAACACUGUUUGGGGAUUUUUUUAACACUUGAGAACAAUCUCCUUGCACAGCACGAGGUUGAAGCAAGCAGAGCAGAUUAUUUGGUUCAUAUAGACACACGCUGCUUAGCUCUUCCAGAGCUGUUUUAACCCAUAACAAAACCCAGAUUUAGCUAAAUGAAGCCAAGACUCUUGCCAGCUGCAAUGGUCCUUUGCCCUUAAAUUCAGAGUUACUGAGCAUAUAAGAAACUAAAUCCUUGGAGACAAAGUGUAAGCUGAGAAACAGAAGUCCUGAUGAUCCUUAAAUCCUUUUUAAGCUAAAACUAGGUGCCAACAGGCACAGAAGGCUGUCAGUUACUCUGUCAGUGUGAGAACAUAACUAAUAAGCACUGUCUUCAGGACUCUAAAGUCUCUUCCAGAUUAUCUGCCAAAAUACUCUCCUCACUAAGUUAUCCAUUAAGUAACAGCAAGUAAUUUUUCUAACUUAAUAGGCAGCACUCCAUCGUCCUCUCCGCAUCGCUGCAAGAGUCCUGCUGAGAGAGUAUGUGUCUCUCGAAAUAUUUCCAUAUUUAAGAUGCAUUAGACUUUAUUAUAGCACACAUCUUCUUUCUUUAUGUGGAAUGACAAGUAGCAUGAGUGGUGCUUGUCGGGGAUAUGAUAUUACCCAGCCAUUUUAUACCACCUGCAGACUCUGACCUCCUAUGGUCAUACAGAAUAAUCAAUGAACAGAUAUAUUGCUCCUGUCUACAGCAGUAAUACAGUUUUUUUCCAGAAGGGAGUAAAGCACUGUUUCCAGCCUUUACACUUGUCUGAGCGUAACUACCUGUGACCAUCACUCUCAAUCCUGAUCUUUUCUCGGUGAAACUUGCAAUGUCUUAGUGCUUUCCUAAUAUUAAUGAAUUUAUGUUUUCUUUCUCACUGAUCUUGUGACAAUGUAAACCGUAAUCACAGCUAUAAAUCAGGAAUUAUGUGGAAAAAGAAAUACUAACACCAGGAAAUUACAAUCA